Molecule: messenger RNA, 649 nt
Organism: Vicugna pacos (alpaca)
Lineage: Eukaryota; Metazoa; Chordata; Mammalia; Artiodactyla; Camelidae
Source: RefSeq, a predicted model, not a curated record
AUGCUGUGCCGCGGGAAUAGCGGGCACGCCGUGCAGGAACCAUCACUUCAGACACUGACACCUUUUUUCCCCCUGAAUUUGUUUAGAACCUACGCCAUCAGGAGGAUAAGAGAUGCCUUCAGAGAAAAUAAGAAUGUAAAGGAUCCUGUAGAAAUCCAAGCCCUAGUGAAUAAAGCCAAGAGAGACCUUGAGAUAAUCCGCCGACAGGUCCACAUCGGCCAACUGUAUUCGACUGACAAGCUUAUCAUUGAGAAUCAAGAGAAGCCCAGGACCUAGGGAGUGGGACCCGCCGCCGUGGACCACCCUUCAGCAUCCAUCCUGCUUGGCUCGGGGGCUCCGCGCAGACCACAUGUGGCCUCCUGCAUCAGCUCUAAAUAGCCCCUGGCUCUGCCCGCCCUCUGGGAUCUGACAGACUGAGCGAGGUUUCCAUUCUUCCACAGCCAGAGUGCAAGGGGCAGCCGUCUCUCCAUGGGUCCAGUGUCAAGAGGAAGAGCUGGGCUCCUCAGAAGAACGCUGUGUAUGAUUGUGUCUCCUCCACCCGCCCCUCUCGCAGCUCCUCAGCCCUUGUAGAGAGCAUUUCCAGACUUUGUUUCUUGGUCCUUGACAAUAAACAGAAUUAUCUCCUGAAAAGCCUUCUACACCAGACACA